UGUUUCUAUAGACAUCCUCGACAUUCCUUCUGUACGUUGUUGGUGAUUUCACAACGGGUAAUAAUGUUGGCGGCGCAGUUUUCUCUCGUAUUAUUGCUGGUAGUUGGGGCACAAUGUGAGAGUGCUGAAAGAUAUAUGGAGUAUAUUGUCGGCAGACACAACAACUUCAGACAAGGAUGGUUCAACGGAAGAGAAUGGGACAGAAUGGAAUGGGACAGUUCUCUAGCAGAGGAGGCAGACAGACGUAUGUCACAAUGUAACAUGGGGAACGGAUAUUACAGCCGUGGUGAACACUAUGCCUACUAUAGCGGUGGCGAUCAUUACUACAAUAUACGUAGAACCUUUAACGAUUGGUACAAUGGAAUGUCACAAUUUGACUGGAAAAACAAUGAGGGAGAUUUCUAUCAGAUGGACUGGUACAGGAGUCGUUCAGUUGGAUGUGCCAUGAACUGGUGCCCUUCAUUUUAUGCCAAUGGUCAAAAUUACCAGAACAUGUGGUUCUUUGGAUGCUUUUACGAUCAAAUGGAGUACAACGAAAAUGAUAAUGAAGAGUUCUUUGGUGGUAAAAAUUGGAAUGGUAAUGGUUUCAAUAGUUGGUAUGGAAACGAUAACAUGAACAACAAUGGCUAUAAUAUGAACUACAAUAAUGGGUAUGGUUAUGGUGAUAACUUCUACAAUGACAAUUAUUACAUGAAUAACUUCAAUAAUGGUUAUGGCAACAAUGACUACUACUGGAACAGGGGAUAUUACCAGAAUGGAAACAAUGGAAACAAUUACUACAGUAGAGGUUACUACAUGGAUAACUACAACAACAAUAAUGGCAAUGGCUAUUUCUACAACAUGAAUUAUCCUUACUAUAACAACUGGUACGGUAAUGGUAAUUACUACAACAGAGGUUACUACUGGAAUGGUAAUGACUACAAUAAUGACUACUACUAUAACAGAGGUUACUACAUGAACAACUACAUGAACAACGGUUAUGGAAAUGACAACUUCUACUACAACCGAUAUUACAUGAACAACGAUUUCAACAAUGGUGGCUAUGACAAUUUCUAUAACAACAUGGGAUACAAAAAGUGAAGUAGAGCGAUUAUUGAUAAAAAGGAAACUUUUAAAACCGGCCGGACAGACACGGACACUGGAAAAGGUUGAAAAAAAGUUCAUGGAUAUUCAUGUUAAUUUAUUUAUAAUAAACAUUGAGCAUUAAAAUUAA
Molecule: messenger RNA, 1213 nt
Organism: Ruditapes philippinarum (Manila clam)
Lineage: Eukaryota; Metazoa; Mollusca; Bivalvia; Venerida; Veneridae
Product: probable serine/threonine-protein kinase clkA
Exons: 6
Coding region: 64-1080 (338 amino acids)
Source: RefSeq, a predicted model, not a curated record